Trichoderma aggressivum f. europaeum is the source of this 549-nucleotide messenger RNA. RefSeq lists its product as uncharacterized. The record is from RefSeq and is a predicted model, not a curated record. NCBI's taxonomy places the organism in Eukaryota, Fungi, Ascomycota, Sordariomycetes, Hypocreales, Hypocreaceae. The coding region runs from base 1 to 549 and encodes 182 amino acids. The transcript has a single exon.
AUGUACCCCAAGUCGACAAUCAUCAUGGCUUGUGCAGCGGCCCUUGCGGCCCUUGCCGGCGCGUCAGGCCCGCAGCACGUCAACCUGGCGAAUGGACAACUGUACCCAGCGGAGCAGAUCAUCGAUAUGCAGGACGGCAAUCUAAACGCCAUAGUCCGAAACCUCGUGGAUUUCGGGUCAGGUCCCACUGCUGCAGGGGCAGCGGGCGUAAGUCGCCUGCUUGCGCAAGCUGGCUUUAAUGCCGUGGAGGAGAGCGUCAUAGUGGACGACCGUCGCGAGAUCGAGACAUCGGCCACGGUACAGACAUCAGGGCUAAACUACCACAUCGACGUCACGGUGGAGGCAGACCCGGGUUCGACGAGUAAUAUCUCGGUGACCGUCGGGUUCUGGUGGACGCGGUUCGCUGAGGAGACAAUGGUCAACCUGAUCGAAAACGCAAUUCUCGGCAUGCGUCCAGGGCAAGCUACCGAGGCCGUCUUCAUCUUGGUGGAUGACGAUAGUCAUACUUUUAUGGGCUUCGACGUAAAGAUAUCGCGUACCAUACCAUGA